AUGACCUACUAUGAGAUCGACCCAGGUGAGAACCAGACCAUCUCCAGUGUGUUCAUCCUGGUGGGGUUUUCCUACCUUAAGAAGAUGCAAAUCCUUCUGUUUUUGGUGCUUCUGGUGGUCUACCUGCUCACCCUGAUGGGGAACCUGCUUGUUAUACUCUUGAUAUUGCUAAACCCUUCCCUCCACACCCCCAUGUAUUUCUUCCUGGUCAACCUGUCCUUCCUGGAAAUCUGCUUCACCACCAGUGUGGUCCCUCAGCUGCUGAUUCACCUCCUGGUGGAUGAAAAGACCAUCUCCAUUCAUGGAUGUGCAGCCCAGAUGUAUGUCUACACCAUCAUGGGCUUCAUGGAAUGCUGCCUCCUUGUGGCCAUGUCCUAUGACCGCUACGUGGCCAUCUGCCACCCCUUGCACUACACGACCAUCAUGAGCGGCCGGGUGUGUUCAUGGCUCGCGGGGGCUUCCUGGAUCAUCUGUAUCUUAGUGGCCGUAGCUCAUACAACUUGGCUUUUCAGCCUGCCCUUCUGUGGCUCCCAUCACAUGGACCACUUCUUCUGCGACAUCGCACCAGUGAUGAAGAUGGUCUGUGCCGACACAACAAACAUGAGGAUUGUGGGGUUCAUUUUGACUGGGCUGUUUGUCAUGAGCCCUUUCCUGUUGAUACUUCUGUCCUACAUCUGCAUUAUCUACACCAUCCUCAAGCUGCCAUCAGCAGAGGGGAGGCGUAAAGCCUUUUCCACCUGCUCCUCCCAUCUCGUGGUGGUGACUUUGUUCUAUGGAACGGCCCUUUUCACCUACCUUGUGCCCAAAUCUGAAUCCACCAUGGAGAGUGAUCAAAUGAUUUCCCUCAUGAACACCAUUGUGGCCCCUGUGUUGAACCCCAUGAUAUACACACUGAGGAACAAAGAGGUGAAGGGAGCCUUCAGAAAAGCAAUAGAGAAGAACAUCUUUGCACGUUGA
Pelodiscus sinensis (Chinese soft-shelled turtle) is the source of this 957-nucleotide messenger RNA. Lineage: Eukaryota; Metazoa; Chordata; Testudines; Trionychidae. The record is from RefSeq and is a predicted model, not a curated record.